Molecule: messenger RNA, 990 nt
Organism: Exophiala spinifera
Lineage: Eukaryota; Fungi; Ascomycota; Eurotiomycetes; Chaetothyriales; Herpotrichiellaceae
Exons: 8
Coding region: 1-990 (329 amino acids)
Molecular function (GO): methyltransferase activity
Source: RefSeq, a predicted model, not a curated record
AUGGAGCACCAUCAGCAUGGAGAGCCCAUUGAACCCGAUUCACAGUCCGACGAGGGCUAUGAUACUGCCACUAUCGGGUCAGAUAUGACUUCUCUCAAGUCAUCCGUCAUGAAUUACCAGUUUGAGAAUGGCCGACGAUAUCAUGGCUACCAGGCCGGAAAAUAUAUGCUGCCCAACGAUGACAAGGAGCAAGAAAGGCUAGAUGUCCUUCAUCAUGUGUUUCGUCUAACACUAGGCGGUGACUUGUGCCUCAGCCAGCCCAGUCUCAAAGAUCCGGAAAAGAUACUUGACAUUGGAACUGGCACAGGCAUCUGGGCCAUUGAUAUGGGCGAUGAAUAUCCUGCUGCGGAGAUCAUAGGCACAGACCUCUCGCCGAUUCAAUCAACCUGGGUGCCGCCCAAUGUCCGCUUCGAAAUAGAUGAUGCCACCCAUGAAUGGGCCUUCCCACACGAGUCGUUUGAUUUCAUUCACAUCCGUUGCCUGGCCGGUAGUAUCAAGGACUGGCCAGAGCUUUUGCGGCAAGCGUACAUGCAUUUGAAACCAGGUGGACUGAUAGAGUUAUCAGAAGGACGACCCCAUAUGUGUUGUGAUGAUGGAACGUACUCCGAAGAGAGCGCAACUUACAGAUGGGUGGCCGAAUUCUAUCGAAUCUCGCGAGGUGCUGGCCUCGAGUUCGAUGCUUUUCCUCAAUACGCCGAUUUUCUGAAAGAGGCGGGUUUCGUCAACGUCAAGACUCACGAGGAACCAGUUCCGAUCGGAACGUGGCCGAAGAACAAGCGAUUGAAAGAAAUCGGGAUGUUCUUCGAGCAUCAGUUCCUGGAAGGCGCCGUCGAUGGCUACUCGCUGGCGCUGUUCACCCGCCUCGGGGGUUGGAGUGAGAUAGAGACACAGAUGUUGUUGGCACAAGUGCGAACAGAGACAAAAAGUAGGAAGAUGCAUCUAUAUACGCAUUGUUCAUACGCCACGGCACAGAGACCAUUAACUUCUUGA